AUAUACAUAUAUACCAGUGAAUAUAUAUACCGAGCAUAAAUGCUGGUCUCACACUCUUCAAUUUAAAUGCAGUGGACUACGAAUUGACCUUGAAGUGCAACAGGAUUUUUAUGCACAAUUGCAAUUAUGUCUGGCUCUGAAGAUGAUGACUGGUUUACCAAAGACGAGGAGGAGAUUGAGCAGAGCUUCCAGGACCAGGUGAAGCAACAGGAUGAGCAGAAGGAGGAGGAUGAGCAGAUAUUGUGCAGCGAUGCCGUGGACUGUUUGAAACAACUUGAUUUGGAGAGCAGCGCUGGUGAAACCAAGGCAUCGGGUCGCUUUGCAACCAUAGAACUGUCGAAAGCAUUGAAAAUGUUACCCGUGGAUAUGUUCCUCUAUUUCAUGUCGGAGGAUCGGGAUUUGUUUGUGGCUCAACUUGCCGGCAAUGACAGCCUGAAGCGUCUGUCCAUACUUUUGGAAGCUCUCAAGUCGAUCUGUCAGCUGGAGCUGGGCGGAUUCGAUGAUCAGUUCUUGGCCGCCUUCUCCAAGCAGACGGUAAUCUUCAAUUCGUUCCGGCGUUUUGCCCUGGCGAUCUCCGCAAACGCUUUGCAAGGCAAAUGCGAUGCAGAAUCUGAGCAGAUUUUAAGGAACAUGAUAUGGCUGAUGGCACGAGCGAACAAGAUCGGAGUUCUUGGACAGCAGGGCUACGAAUUGGUGGGCAUCUGCAAGAAGCUGAUCGCAGAAAGCAAGCUGCCGCAGCUUCUAGCCUCUGACUUGUCUCAAGAGCUGGAGGUGUUUACAGACACACUGCCAGCCUUGAUCAACGUUAAGGGCGAAAUCUACCCAACGGUGGACAGGCUGCUCCAGCUGGAAAACUUGGAGCCACCCAAUCCACCAGCACCAUCUGCGUCCAACCAAGUGGCAGACUAUCUAAGCACACAGCGUCACAUACUGCAGCAGGAUUUCUUUCUGCCUUUACUGGAAUUCGUUCAGUAUCUACGAGCCGGAUGCAAUGUAGAUGGUCUGGAGGAGCGGGGUCUCCUCUGGCGAGGCACACAACUUGAUCUGAAUCCGGAAUUUGUGGAUGCGCAACGACACAGCCUGGUUUUCCUUAACCUACGACCUGUCGCUGACUCAAAGAAGAUAAAGAUUAAUAGAAAAUUGAUGGAGAACUUCAAAACGGGUGCUCUGCUGUGCCUGACCACUGGCUUGGACUUUGAGAAUCUCAUUUUGUGCACCGUUGGCUACACCGAGCCUGCCAAGCUGAACGAAGGACUUCUGAGUGUGGUGAUUGUAAAACAAUACAACAUUGGCAACAUCUACGAGCGACCGUUGAUGAUGUUCCAGACGCCCGUAUUCUUUGAGCCAUAUGUUCGGGUGCAUAAUUACCUGAGCACCUGCAGCACAGAGCAGUUCCCAAUGCGUCGCUACAUUGUGGAUGGACAGAUUGAUAUACGGCCACCAGCGUACAUUAAACCUGACGUUAAGCUCACGUAUAAUCGGAAACCGUUUACGCCGUCGCAGCCACCCCAGGACCUGAUUUUAAAUGACAGGCAAAGAAAUGCAUUUGAGGCAGCCUACACCAAUGAGUUCUGCAUUAUACAGGGACCGCCUGGUACAGGCAAAACGCAUGUUUCUGUGGAGCUGGUAAACAGUCUUAUACAGAACGCCAAAGUGCUGGGCACUGGACCCAUCAUUGUGCUAACUUAUACGAACGACUCUCUGGACAAGUUUCUGGUAAAGGCAUCGAAAUACACAAGGGAAAUACUGCGCUUCGGUUGCCAGACGCGCGAUCCACAAUUAGCCAAAUUCAAUGCCAAUUCAAUGCUUGACCCGGAGCUGGUACCGCCACGCCUGAAGCGCGUGUGGUGGCUGGUGAACACUGAAUACAAAGAGCAGUUCCAGCGACUUCAAACGCUGUACGCCAACUUUGAUGGGAGCGAGGGGAGCUACCAGGAGACCCUGGUCGCACAGGAGCAGCUGCAGCAGGUGUCCGAGAGACUGGACACUGUGCGCAUCAUCUUCCAAUAUUAUUUGGCUAGAAACAAGGAUCUGUUGGCCAUGACCACAACGUGCGCGGCUCGUUUGAAUUUUCUGUUUCGUCUGCUGAAAUCCAAGUGUUUCAUCUUCGAGGAGGCAGCCGAGAUUCAGGAGGCACACAUACUGGCCUGCCUCACACCCCACACGCAGCACGUUAUUCUCGUGGGGGACCACAAGCAGCUUCAGCCCUUCACUGGCUGCAGCCAGCUGUCGCAAGUCUCCCUUUUUGAGCGCCUCAUCGAUAAGGGCCUGCCCUAUUCUCUGCUCAAUGUCCAGUACCGAAUGCGUCCCUGCAUUUCGGGGCUUCUGGUGCCCAGCAUCUAUGAGGAGCUGCUCUGCUCGGACUCGACGAAUGCUUACGAAGACGUCCGCCUUAUGGACAAGAAUUUGUUCUUUGUGUCGCACAAUAAACCGGAGAAACCGCAGCUAGAUAUGUCCAUUGAGAAUAUUCACGAGGCCAAAGAGCUGGCUGAGCUGACGGAAUUCCUGCUGGAAAAAUCGAAAUACGAGGCCAGUGAUAUUGUGAUUCUGUCACCCUACAAUGCCCAAGUGGAGCGCAUCAAGAAAACGCUCCCGAUGAAAUAUGCAAAGGGUCCAAAUAGUGUCCAGGUGUCGACCGUGGAUAGUUUCCAGGGCCUGGAGGCGAACAUUGUGCUGCUCUCGCUGGUGCGCAGCAAUCCGUCCGGCCACAUAGGGUUUCUGGGUAAGCCGAAUCGUGCUUGUGUGGCCCUUUCCCGUGCACGCUGGGCGCUCUACAUCAUUGGGAACAUGGAGACACUGCUGCAGGGCAACUCUGAGCUGUGGUCAGCGAUUGACAAACGUUUGAAGGAGGCCAAUGCCAUAGGCGAGGCAUUUCCAAAAGUAGUUUGAUCUCCAAUUAAAAAACAACAUAACGUUUGUUAUACAUUUGAUUCCUGGUUUUAUUCGUAUGUAUGUAUGUAUGAGGGGAGGGUGGAGGUUCUCUGAAUGAAGAUGGCCUGCCCAUGUGCGCCUCGGUAUCAAUCAGAUUUACAUUUAGUAUUAUUAUUUGUUGAAACUGUCAUAUUGAAUUGUUGAAUUUCACAUUGUAUAUGCUGGUA
This is a messenger RNA of Drosophila obscura, 3098 nucleotides long. Its product is annotated as NFX1-type zinc finger-containing protein 1. Gene Ontology annotation, molecular function: helicase activity. NCBI's taxonomy places the organism in Eukaryota, Metazoa, Arthropoda, Insecta, Diptera, Drosophilidae. Gene Ontology annotation, biological process: regulatory ncRNA-mediated heterochromatin formation. The transcript has 6 exons. Gene Ontology annotation, cellular component: nuclear RNA-directed RNA polymerase complex. The coding region runs from base 127 to 2889 and encodes 920 amino acids. The record is from RefSeq and is a predicted model, not a curated record.